Cylicocyclus nassatus is the source of this 1671-nucleotide messenger RNA. The record is from the annotation of a GenBank genome assembly. NCBI's taxonomy places the organism in Eukaryota, Metazoa, Nematoda, Chromadorea, Rhabditida, Strongylidae.
GUUACUUACUACCACACUAGCUGGUCGCCGUUAUUAGGAAGCACUAAUUUGCAGUCACACCACAACAAUGCCAGCAGGAGUACUUGGAGAUGUCUACGGUAGCAUGUUUAAAUGGUUAGUGUCAUUCACUGACACACGAAUGGUAGCCGGAUUUGACAGCUCAGUGAUCAAUGAAAAGGUUAAAAAAGUAUGCGAAUGUUUGGUGGUGACAAAUGACCAGCUACAAAAAGUGAUGGCGUUGAUGCAUAAUGCUAUGGAGAAAGGUCUGCAGGAAGAACAACCUGCUGGAAAAUACCUGAAAAUGCUACCCUCAUACGUCCGCGCUGUUCCCAACGGAACAGAGUUUGGAGAUUUUUUGGCCCUGGAUCUUGGUGGUACGAAUUUCCGUGUCCUGCUAAUCCGGCUCAGAGGCCGUGAAGCAGAAAUGAUUACGAAGGUCUACGAGAUUCCUGUGUCCGUCAUGAGAGGAAGUGGCGCAGCUCUGUUUGACCACAUCGCCAAAUGCAUUGAAGAUUUCAUAAAGGACCAAGUUCAAGAGCAAGAUCGCAGAAAGACCUUUAAUUUGGGCUUCACUUUUUCGUUUCCCUGUAGUAUCGAAGGUCUUACAAAGGGGGUAUUGAUACAUUGGUCAAAAGGAUUCACGGCAACCGGUGUGGAAGGAAAAGAUGUUGUUGCAUUGCUUAAAGAAGCUUGCAGAAAGCGCUCAAAUGUCAACGUAGACGUUAGUGCUAUCUUGAAUGAUACCGUCGGCACUUUGAUGGCAUGUGCUUUUAAAGAAAAUACUUGUCAGAUGGGUGUUAUUCUUGGAACAGGAACGAAUGCGUGUUACAUGGAAAAGCUCCAAAAUAUUCCCAAGAUGAAGGGACAAUGGGAAAAUGAUGGUUAUCCUGAUGAUGUCAUUAUCAAUAUGGAAUGGGGUGCAUUCGGUGAUGAUGGAUGUCUUGAGUUCUUACAGACAAAGUACGACAGAGAAAUUGAUCAGAAGAGCGUCAAUCCAGGCGUACAUAUCUUCGAAAAGAUGAUUUCUGGUAUGUACAUGGGCGAGUUGGUCCGUAUUCUCUUAGAAGAGCUGGCUAGAGAAAAACUAAUCUUCAAAGGACAAGUUGAUGCCAUUUCUAAGCGCGAGUGUUUCCCAACAAAAUAUGUGUCUGACAUCGAGACAGAAAUGGAGGACGUCGCAAAAGCAAAGCACUGCGCGAAAACUCGUGAAAUUUUGACCGAAAUUGGCAUAAAAGACAUAACUGAUGAAGACUGUCAAAGCGUUGCAUAUGCGUGCACCAUGGUCAGCACAAGAGCUGCUUACCUGACAGCAGCAGGCAUCUCACAAGUGCUCAAUCGAAUGAAUCGUCCUUACAAAGUUACUGUCGGCAUUGAUGGAUCUGUUUAUCGUUUUCACCCCUUCUUUAAGCGACUACUAGAAGAGAAGAUUAAUGUUCUUAUAAGUAAAGGAGUACGAUACCAACUAAUGCUAUCAAAAGACGGUAGCGGUAUUGGUGCAGCCGUGGUGGCGGCAGUUGCUACUCGUAUGAGAAAGGAAAAGGAAAGAAAACGUGCCUAAACUCGAAAAUAACAUUGUUUGAGAUCUACCAAACACCAUUCGUCGACUCAAGCAUCUGAAUGUGUUUUUGGUCAAUCUGCGUGAAAUUUCACGCAAUAAUAAACAUUCAUCGG